GAGAGCGACGAGGAGGGUUAGGGGGUUACGAGAGCGUGAAGAGGAUCAAAUUUUCCGACCAACAAGGGGGCAUGUAAGAACCCAAAGUAUGUUUUUUCCACGUCGCGGAACAUAAAUAGACAGAGUGCAUCCAGCACGCGUCGCAUCCAUAUGCAAAUGGUGGACCUCGUUGAGUACGUCAUCGGUGACUGCGCAUGCGCGACCGCUAUCGUCGAGCUAACUGGAAUCGUAAUCGUCCCAGCGGGUCGAGCGAGCGACUGGUCGAGCGUGGCGCGAUUUCUCGCCCGAUCGAUGGGUAAAGCGGUUUCGAGACGAAGGAUCGCGUUCGUGGCGCGCAACCAACGUCGUUUUUCACCGGAAAUUGGACGAAGAAGUGACUCCACGCUACUAUCUUGAGGCAGGUGACUGAAUUCCUCAAGAGCGAUAUAAACACAGUGUCGACAGGUGUCGAUGGUGUACGCCGACGUGCCUUCGACUAAGACCCACCAAGAGGAAGAUACAUCGAAAAUGGCGACAGCCAGCGCGAUGUCUCUCCCUCGUCUGGAGAAGAAAACCAUGCCAGCUUACGAUGAUUCGAUCGUCCUUCGCCUUUCGAACGAUUUCGAAGGCAUAAUCGAGCAAAUCGAGAACCUCCGGCUCGCACGUGAUCGCGAAACUGGUAAGCGUUGCGAGUCCAUGGUCGAGCGAACGAGACGCGAAUCGACCGAACUUGAACGAACCAGCGACUGUGGGGCAAAUUUCAGUGGGCCCUUGGUCUCUAGUUCAACCUCGGACGACGAUAGCGGUGCCGACGACAGCGACGAUCACUCCGAGGGUCUCGUCGAGCGUGGGCCAAUUAAAUCGCAGUAUAUCUCGACGCCUCGCGAUCAACCUUACUGGACCAAUGGCGGUUUCGAUCGGUCCCUGAAACUGAAAGAGACUUCCAUUCUCGAUUACGACGUAACUGCUGAGCAGCUACUCCAGGACAAAGACUACAGCGAGAAAUUGAACGCGUGUCUCGAUCAGCUCCAAGACGCUUCGAGGACGGUUUGGAACUCUCUGAACGACAGCAAGAACCGAAACGCCUCAGAGCCAUGCAGCUCGAACACGGAGCUUGCGUUAGGAUCUCCGAUUGUCACGAGCCCGAUCGAACCAAGCGAGGAUACAUUGCUGGAUAUACUCUCACGUGGAGGAUUCCAGGCAGCCCAAAGCUUCUCGGAGAACAAUUUUCUCAAUAUAACUGACACUACGUCGACAUGGCAGAAUUCUCUCAUAAGUGGCAGCAACGCAGCGGCUUCGAGAUCUGAGAGUAGCGGCUCCAGCUGUGCUCGCUCACCUUGUCCAGCCACCUGUGCAGAGUCUCUGCAAAUACCACGAAUGAACCUCCUGUGCAGUCCAAUUGGGCCCCAUCAGGUCGCCGCCACGACGUACAGGCCAUCGCAAAUUUUGUCCUCCUCUUCGAACUCCUCGUCGUCUUUGUCUUCCUUCUCUUCCUCAUCGAAUCAAUCGUAUGGUGACACCCCGAGUCCCACCGACUGCCGAGGCCUGUCCUGUUCGCGGAUCGAAGAGCGGCUGGGCGAAGAUCUCGAGAACUUGUCCUUUUGGAACGAAGCUUGCGAGUCCUUUAGAAAUAACGGGUUAAACGAUUGUGAAAUCGCCGCGCAAAACAGCAUCGGGAACGGUGGCUCGACGGAGAUCGUCGAUACCAUCGACAACAGUGAAUUACAGCUGAUCGAAGAAGUCCUGAGAGGCUUGGGGGAUGACAGACACGAUAAGGAAGAAACCCGACGAAGCGAAUCUUCUUCGGAAUCGGACAACGCCGCGUGUCUGCUUUCGUUUGAGAAUGCACCCGCGUGUCAAGAAUCGUGUCUACGGGAAAAUUCAACUGACGAGCAAUACUUGUCGAAUUGCAAUGGAAACGCUGUCGAGUCGUCGCCCGUUUCGUACACCACCCAAAAGAACAUUCCUUAUAUCCAAGUGGUCCCAGACUACCCCAAGAACGGACAACCGGAAAUAUCUAGAACGGACAGUGGACGCGAUAUCGACUUUGCCGCGUUGUUGCAAUCUUCUUGUCAUUCUUCGUCAACCGCGGACGCUACUGUCAUUCCAAAUGUCAGUGCGCAAUUGUCUCUCUUCGAACGGCAACGGAAAAAAAGCUUCGAACAGUUUAGGUCAACCAAGUGGACGGACACAAGCGACGACUUCCAAAUACCGAAAGUGGUCGCCUGUUUCGAGUCUUCGAGGCCUCAGCGACGACGGAACUCCGAUCGCAACAUAAUGCCCUGGCCAUCGCUCAACUUGCCAUCUGUAAAGGCUAGCGAAAGGUUGAAGGAGGGUUUGAACCCUAAGGAGGUGGAGAGGGCUAUGAGCUGUCUGCUGAAACGGUCGGUGGAGGAACUUGCCAAGCAGGACGAAGACGGAGACACAAUGCUGAUGUGUUUGGUGGGCAAUCCUGACGAACUGGUGGACAAGAAGGCUUACUUGGCGCCACUCGUAGAACGAUUGAGUAUAGCCAAUGGAGCUCUGACUGCUACGAACAAUCGAGGCGAGGACGCCCUUUACUUGGCCGCCUUGAACUGCCCAGAGUAUUCUUACGUCACUGGAUAUCUAGCUGCGACGAUGUUGCAAAAAGGAAUCGACGUCAAUCAACGACUGUAUCACACCCGGGGUGACACACUGAUACACUCGGUUGCAGCACAAGGGGACUCUCACGGUGAAGUCCUCGCAGAGUUGCUGGCUUUAAAAACAGUCCAAGGAAAUGCUGUCUUCGAUUUGUCGAAACGCAACUACGAUGGAAGGACCGCUCUUCACGUGGCAGUCCAAACCCACGACCCUACCAGGGGAAUCGUGUCCGUGGCUACCGUGAGGCUGUUGUUGAAGUACGGUGCCGAUCCCAGAAUCAAGGAGACGAAAUGCGGCGACACUGCGCUGCAUAUGGCCGUGUCCUUAAGCUGCGACCCUGCGCUAGUGAAGAUGUUACUGGCCGCGCACGGUUCCGACCUGGCGAACGCGACCAACUAUAACCUGAACACGGCGCUGCACAUGACUGCAUCUGUUUCGAACAACGUGACUCUGGAGAGACAGAAGGAGGUCUUCUGGCUCUUGACUCAAGCUGGAGGUUACACGAAUCAGCCGAAUCGCCAGGGGAAGACACCAUUGGCCCUCGUCCCGGCGGAAAGGAAAAGCGCGAUACGGAAGAUCUUUUACAAAAGGUCGUGA
This is a messenger RNA of Hylaeus anthracinus, 3198 nucleotides long. RefSeq lists its product as uncharacterized. NCBI's taxonomy places the organism in Eukaryota, Metazoa, Arthropoda, Insecta, Hymenoptera, Colletidae. Gene Ontology annotation, biological process: regulation of gene expression. The record is from RefSeq and is a predicted model, not a curated record. Gene Ontology annotation, cellular component: nucleus. The coding region runs from base 451 to 3198 and encodes 915 amino acids. Gene Ontology annotation, molecular function: protein binding. The transcript is spliced from 10 exons.